AUCAAGAGAUAGGCAGUGCAAAGGAACAGGAUUUGAGACAGCCCAGGGUUUCCUCUUCAAGUAGGUCUAAAACAUUUUUUUUUUUCUCAUUAACUUCCUUCCUGUUCUAACUGCCAGUACUCAGAAGUCAGAGUUGAGAGACAGAGGCACCCCGGACAGAGACGUGAAGCACUGAAUAAAUAGAUCAAAAUGACUGAAAAAGCCCCAGAGCCACAUGUGGAGGAGGAUGACGAUGAUGAGCUGGACAGCAAGCUCAAUUAUAAGCCUCCACCGCAGAAGUCCCUGAAAGAGCUGCAGGAAAUGGACAAAGAUGAUGAGAGUCUAAUUAAGUACAAGAAAACGCUGCUGGGAGAUGGUCCUGUGGUGACAGAUCCGAAAGCCCCCAAUGUCGUUGUCACCCGGCUCACCCUGGUUUGUGAGAGUGCCCCAGGACCAAUCACCAUGGACCUUACUGGAGAUCUGGAAGCCCUCAAAAAGGAAACCAUUGUGUUAAAAGAAGGUUCCGAAUAUAGAGUCAAAAUUCACUUCAAAGUGAACAGGGAUAUUGUGUCAGGCCUGAAAUACGUUCAGCACACCUACAGGACUGGGGUGAAAGUGGAUAAAGCAACAUUUAUGGUUGGCAGCUAUGGACCUCGGCCUGAGGAGUAUGAGUUCCUCACUCCAGUUGAGGAGGCUCCCAAGGGCAUGCUGGCCCGAGGCACGUACCACAACAAGUCCUUCUUCACCGACGAUGACAAGCAAGACCACCUCAGCUGGGAGUGGAACCUGUCGAUUAAGAAGGAGUGGACAGAAUGAAUGCAUCCACCCCUUUCCCCACCCUUGCCACCUGGAAGAAUUCCCUCAGGCGUGUUCAGCACCCUGUCCCUCCUCCCUGUCCACAGCUGGGUCCCUCUUCAACACUGCCACAUUUCCUUAUUGAUGCAUCUUUUCCCACCCUGUCACUCGAUGUGGUCCCUAGAACAAGAGGCUUAAAACCGGGCUUUCACCCAACCUGCUCCCUCUGACCCUCCAUCAGGGCCAGAUCUUCCACGUCUCCAUCUCAAUACACAAUCAUUUAAUAUUUCCCUGUCUUACCCCCAUUCGAGCAACUAGAGGCCAGGAAACGGGCAAAUUAUCACUAACAGGUCUUUGACUCAGGUUCCAGUAGUUCAUUCUAAUGCCUAGAUUCUUUUGUGGUUGUUGCUGGCCCAAUGAGUCCCUAGUCAUAUCCCCUGCCAGAUGGAGUUCUUCUUUUGUGAGAGACACUGUAAACAACACAAGAGAACAAGAAUAAAACAAUAACUGUGUGUGUUCUGACUGAGA
Molecule: messenger RNA, 1302 nt
Organism: Gorilla gorilla gorilla (western lowland gorilla)
Lineage: Eukaryota; Metazoa; Chordata; Mammalia; Primates; Hominidae
Gene: ARHGDIB
Product: Rho GDP dissociation inhibitor beta
Exons: 6
Coding region: 190-795 (201 amino acids)
Biological process (GO): Rho protein signal transduction
Cellular component (GO): cytosol; membrane; cytoplasm
Molecular function (GO): protein binding; Rho GDP-dissociation inhibitor activity
Source: RefSeq, a predicted model, not a curated record